GACUCAGUUACAUUUAUAGUUCUGUUAAAGACAGUAAAAUUUUCGGCAAAUUCGUAGCGAGUACAAAUCAUAAAAAAAAUAUAUGUGUAUAAAAAUCAUAAAUAAAUUGGUUAAUUAGUUAAAGCUUACUUAACAUUCGAAAUGGUGAACUUUAACAAUAGUACUAAGAUUGUGGUAAAUCGUUGCAUGGAGCUUCUAAAUGCCAAAAUAGCUCAUGCUCAGACCCGACAUAUUGCGAAACGUGUACCCGUUAAUUGUAUGCGACCCCAAAAAGUGGACAGCGAGGCAAUCCUAAGGGAACGUGAAAAGGUAGAUAAUUACAAAGCCAGUAAGCAGCUUUCCAUGUGGCAACAGAAGAAGAGUGUUACCGAGGAUAUGCCAGAGAUCAUGCGAAUGGACGAUUCGCACUACAAGCAUUGUGACUUUAUGAAACGCGACUAUGAAUGCACGUGGGCCAAUUUUCCUUGUGACCCCGAGCCGAAGGUGCGAAGAACACAAUGUGAUGAGACCGUGCAAAUCACUCGCCGCGAAGCUGGAAAUCGUCCAGCAACAGCCAAGCCCUGGGAUGCAGAAGCCAACAACUUCAUUAAGAAUUGGGGCAACAACUAUGACAUCGAUCGUAAUGCAAAUGGAAAGUUAAUUCAACCGGUUAUGCGUGAACCCAGCAAAUGUAAACUUUACAGGAAGAAAAAGUUCUUUUAGUAGUCAUGCACCAUGUAGUUUACUUUCGUAAUCGUUUUUUUUAAAUAUAAUGUAUAUGCAUUAAAUUUAUAAGUACCUUACAAAUAAAGCCGUCCCUUACAAAAGA
Molecule: messenger RNA, 808 nt
Organism: Drosophila hydei
Lineage: Eukaryota; Metazoa; Arthropoda; Insecta; Diptera; Drosophilidae
Exons: 1
Coding region: 142-702 (186 amino acids)
Source: RefSeq, a predicted model, not a curated record